Molecule: messenger RNA, 1646 nt
Organism: Cicer arietinum (chickpea)
Lineage: Eukaryota; Viridiplantae; Streptophyta; Magnoliopsida; Fabales; Fabaceae
Source: RefSeq, a predicted model, not a curated record
AUCACAAAUUAGUGAAAUUAAUGUCAAUUAUUACAUAUUGGCCAUAGAUGACCGUUAUAGGUCUAUAUGAAGACAACGUCAUUACAAAGUCACCAAAAGCACAAUCGAUAACCAAAUUCGAUUUGAACGGGGAAGAAGCAGUGAUCUUCAUCGUCCUUCUUUACUUAUAACAAACAAGUAUCAACCCGUAUAAAGGGUUUAACCCAGAUGUGGCGCAGAGGCAGAGAAGGUUUCAGCGGUCUCCGCCGGUUAUCAACAUCAGUGCGACGGCGCUCGGAAGACGAAGGUGACUGGCUCUAUGCCUCGGAGUGGUGGGGUUCUACUUCUGACGACGGCCAAACUGUUCUCCGAUCAACUUCCGGCAAGGGAAACGGCGUUGUUUCAGUCGUUGCACAUCCGUCCUCCAGACCCAGCAGAAUGCAAUGGUCAAAAAUGGAAAGAUGGUUACAGCAGAGGUGUGAGGAGGUGCAUCCUGGAUUUGGGGAUGAAGGGAAUCUGAGGGUGCUUGGAUAUCAAUGGCGGGUGCUGCAUUUCAAUGAUGUUACUCGCCAGAGCACGGCAAAAGUAAUGGUUACUUGCUGCGAAAACAAGCCGGAGCUUGUUUAUCUUAUGCAGCAACCACAUUGUUUGGCUGUUCCAUAUGUGAAGAGUAUGGUAUCUGCUGGGUUGAGUGCUAUAGCCUCAUGUAAUUUUGAUAUUAUUAGCAGAUUGCAAGGAAAGAAAAAUAUGCGCAUUUUAUGCAUCGGUCACGGUGGGGGAAGCUUACCAUUGUUUUUGGCAAGUAAAAUCCAAGGUGCCAUUGUCCACAUAGUUGAAAUUGACCCCCUUGUUAUCUCGGCCUCAAUUCGCGCUAUGGGGUUCCCAGCUUUUUCACUCAUGACACGAUCAGGUCACCGGGCUGUGUCAAAACCUGAUAUCAUUAACGAAGUUAUGUGGAAAGGCACCCAUGAGAGGAUUUGCCUUCAUGAAGCAGAUGCUGAGGAAUUUAUUACUAAUAAUACCAAUCUAUAUGAUAUGAUCUUUGUUGAUGCUUAUGAUGGUGAUGAUAUAUUUCCCCACAAGUUAUGGAACCCAGAUUUUCCAUUUCUAAAAUCUCUCAAAAAUCGGCUUCAUCCCGAACAUGGCACUGUUGUGGUGAACCUGCAUUCUGACUCUGAUGUAUUGAACCAUGAUGGAUCUACUCCAACUGUUUUUGAGCAAGUUUUGCCAAUGGGAAAGUAUGUCUCUAAAGUUUGCAGAGCAUACAAGGACGUGCUUUUAGGAACUGGAAGCUCUUUUGAAGAGAAAAAAAGUUCUGGCAUUGCUUUUACUGUUGCAGCUCCUUGGGUCUGUAAUACGUCUCUAGUUGUGUGUAGAGGUUUUGCUAAUGAUAAUAACCAAUAUACUAACCGGGAUUUGGCUGUAAACACUCUCAUAUCCAAAUCCCUUGAACUGGAACAUGUUAUGGACUUGCCAUUCUCAUGUUUGGAUUACAUCAAGGGAGGUUUUAUUCUUGUUGACUAGUUUGUUUACCAGAAUAUCAAUGUAAUAUGUUUUUCUUGUUAUAUACAUACUACUAAUAUGUGGUAAAGAGAAACAGAAAACUUAUAUAGUUGUUGAGACACCAAUGUUUUUCUAUAGGUAAAUGUUGAUGGUUAGUAUGGUAA